Molecule: messenger RNA, 1370 nt
Organism: Cuscuta campestris
Lineage: Eukaryota; Viridiplantae; Streptophyta; Magnoliopsida; Solanales; Convolvulaceae
Source: the annotation of a GenBank genome assembly
ACAGCUUCAUUACAAAUAAUGGUCCUUAACUUCGCCAGCCUUAGUUUAUUACCCCUUAACUUCUUUUUUAAUUAUGUGUCUUAUUUCUCUCAUCUGAAUCCACUAUCAGCCCCAAAUAUGGGAAUUGAAACCUUGAAUGGUGCGAAUUUUUCUUCAUGGAAAGAUUCACUGAUGCUAACUCUUGGCAUGUUGGAUUUUGAUUAUGCACUGAGAGAGCUUGCCCCUCCUGCCCUCACAGAUAAAAGUACUGCUGAAGAUAAAAUAGUACAUGAGAGAUGGGAGAGGUGCAACAGAAUGGCUCUUAUGCUCAUUAAAAAUUCCAUCAGCAUAAUCAUCAGGGGAGCUAUUCCAGAUUCAUCUAAUGCUAAAACAUAUCUGGCUUCUGUGGAGGAACAAUUCAAAGCAACUUCUAAGGCACAUGCUAGUACCCUUAUUUUGAAGAUGGUGACUACAAAAUAUGACGGGAAUAACGGUAUUCGUGAGCACAUCAUGAUGAUGAACGACAUGGCCCGUAAGCUCAAGGGAUUAGACAUGGAGAUCAGUGAAGGUUUUCUAGUGCACUUCAUAAUGACUUCUCUUCCUGCAUCUUUUGAAGCUUUCAAGGUCAACUACAACACCCAGAAGGUCAAGUGGUUGAUGAAUGAGUUGAUUGCUAUGUGUGUACAAGAAGAAGAGCGUCUGAAGUUGGACAAACCGGAUGUGGCUUACCUCAUGACCGCUAACCCAAAGAAGAGGAAGGGCAAUGUCGAUAAGAAGGAUGUUUCUAAAGUCCAAAAACGUGAUGCAAGUGUUUCUUCCGGCUGUAAGAACUCCAAAGCGAAGUCUUACUGCAAGUUCUGCCGCAAGGAAGGACAUAGACAGAAAGACUGCCAAGACUUUAAGGAGUGGCUGACGAAGAAAGAAUACAUUGCGGUGUACAACGCAACCUGUCAUGGGAUGUUGCUCAGAAACCUCAUCACUGGACUCAAAGUAGUUAAUUCUAUCUCUCGACCAUUGAAGCUUUAUUGUGAUAACUCAGCCGCCGUUAGUUUCUCGAACAGUAACAGUUCGACUAGCGCUGCUUUAUAUCUUGAUACAAAGUACUUGUUCGUACGUGAGGAAGUUGAGGAAAAUAAACUUUGUAUUGAGCAUAUAAGUACUAAGAAUAUGCUUGCGGAUCCGAUGACUAAAGGUCUCCCUCCUAAGAUUUUCGAAGAACAUGUUUCGAAGAUGGGGUUUUCUAAAGACCUUAUUUAGUUGCAUAUUGUACUUGCUUACAUUUAAUAAUAAAAUUUCCUCAUUGUUUUGUUUGUUUUGUCUCUGAAUGUGUCUAUGCAUGCCUAAAGACAUAUAGACAACAUUUAUAUACAAAAUAAUGUUAUGGGCUUAAU